AUGUCAUACGAGCGCGAUCCAAUAGGCAUGGAUAUCUUCUCUCUUUCGGGCCAAACAGCCCUUGUCACGGGAGGAACACGAGGAAUCGGCAAGGCGAUGGCUCUUGCCAUGGCUGAAGCCGGUGCAGAUAUUAUCCUCGUCCAGAGAAACACCAACAACCAGGAAACAAAACUUGAGAUCGAAAACCACGGGCGCAAGGCAAAUAUCUACACCGCGGAUUUGUCUUCCCAAGAGUCUGUAUCCACUCUGGUCGCCAGGGUGUUGAAGGAUGGACAUAACAUUCAUAUUCUUUUGAAUUGCGCUGGAAUCCAGCGGAGACACCCCAGCCACAUAUUUCCCCUGGAGGAUUGGGAUGAGGUGUUGCAAGUCAACCUGACGACUGUAUUCACCCUGUGCCGGGAUGUUGGUGCCCACAUGUUGGAACGAGAGCCAGACAGGGCCGGCCAACGCGGUCGAAUCAUCAAUGUGGCAUCGCUUGUGUCUUUUCAGGGGGGGUUGACAGUUCCCGCGUAUGCAGCAGCCAAAGGAGGAAUUUCGCAGCUAACUAAAGCCUUGUCUAACGAGUGGGCGGCGCAAGGGAUCAAUGUCAACGCCAUCGCACCUGGGUACGUCGCGACCGAUAUGAACACUGCCUUAAUGGAGGAUGCGGAUCGUGCAUCUAGUAUUCUAGCUCGUAUCCCGGCUGGUCGAUGGGGAAAUCCCGAUGACUUCAAGGGGUCCGUCGUCUAUUUAGCCAGUCGGGCGAGUGCAUACGUGAGCGGAGAAGUGUUGACGGUUGACGGAGGCUGGAUGGGGCGGUAA
Messenger RNA from Penicillium salamii, 801 nucleotides. The record is from the annotation of a GenBank genome assembly. NCBI's taxonomy places the organism in Eukaryota, Fungi, Ascomycota, Eurotiomycetes, Eurotiales, Aspergillaceae.